AUGAGCUCCCGCGAGGAACGACAAAAGUGUUGGGAUGCCCGCGACGCCUAUUUCGCAUGCCUUGACGGGCUCGGAAUAGUCACUCCUGGGGAGGAGGUUUCAAGAAAGAUGUGCAAGGUAGAAAAGAAGGCAUUCGAGAAGUCAUGCGCGAAAAGUUGGAUUGAACACUUCAACAAACGCCGUGUCAUCGCUGAUGCUCAGAAAGAGAUGCUUGCUGAAGCCGAGAAGCAACGGCUGGAAGCGGAAGCGAAAGACUUCAAACGGGAUCGAUAG
Cantharellus anzutake is the source of this 273-nucleotide messenger RNA. RefSeq lists its product as uncharacterized. Gene Ontology annotation, cellular component: mitochondrion; respiratory chain complex IV. The record is from RefSeq and is a predicted model, not a curated record. NCBI's taxonomy places the organism in Eukaryota, Fungi, Basidiomycota, Agaricomycetes, Cantharellales, Hydnaceae. The transcript has 2 exons. The coding region runs from base 1 to 273 and encodes 90 amino acids.